UACAUACAUGUAAGAUUUGCUCUUGAUGUUCUUUUGACUUUAUUCCCCCCUUAGUUUGCCAACAUCCGUGAUCCCGUCUAAUGCACCAAGAGAUGGCAACAGAACCAGAGAGCCCAUUGAUUACUUCUCUAAGUACUUUGGUUGGGAUACCUGGGUAGAACUUGCCAACUGUACAAAUAAACUGUCCAACAUGCCUGACGCUGUCACGGCCAGGGAAGUUGCACGCUUUGUUGGGAUCCACAUCGCAAUGGGAACUUUGAAGUUUCCCAGUGCAAAGCUCUACUGGGAAGACUUGACUAAGGUGCCGUUGAUUGCUGAAGCCAUCCCGUUGUCCCGUUUCCUCGAGCUGUCUCGCACGCUGAAGCUGACUUCUUCAAAGUAUCCAGCCAACGCUAAUCCCCACAAAGGAACUUGUGAUAGUGAUCAAUGUGGUGACGAGGCAAAUGGCUCAGAUGGUUCAAAACAGGCUGAUCCCCUGUGGAAAGUUCAUCCAUUAUUGUGUCGUUUCAAAGCAGGGUGCCAGUCAUUAAGACGAGAGGGCGAUUAUGCAGUUGACCAAUAUCCACUUCCUCUCACUGGGAAGGUGCACAACAACAAACUGUCUCUCUACAGCACUGCUUUAAUUGGAUUUGACGGCUUACUCUUACAUGUCGAUCUUAAGGUGGAUCUCUCAGACAAAGAAGGUGCUGUAGAAAAAAUGGUCCCCAAAGGUAGUAUGGUGUUCCUUUGCAAACAGGAACUGUCCACCCCUGUGAUGCUCGAACGCCUUUUAGCUGCUGGGGUUCAUGGAGCAGGCAGGGUGGGAGGGGCUCGAGGACAGAUCGGUGAUGAGUUUGUGAGCUCAGAUGGGAAGUUGAUGCUGCGCAGAUCCCAUUGUGGCUUCAUACUUUCUACUGCGGGAAAUGGCCAGAGGAGCGCGGCCUUUCUCAUUGAAAACUUUGAGAAAGCCCAGAUGUCGGCCCGUCUCCACAGAGAACUGAAAAAUCUUUAUGCAAUUCCCCUCACGGCCUCUGCACCAAGCUGCUGGCCCCAAGCAGUGCUCUGGUACCUCACGGAUCUGGCUUUGGUAAACUCCUGGCUCCUGUAUCGACAGGAUUUCAGAGCAUCCGUGCCACCUUUGACUCUCAUGGCUUUCAGAUUGGAAGUGUCCAAGGCUUUGAUCUUCUCUAGUAGCUCGGAUACCCAAGACUCAGUUCCUCCCCAGCCGCCGGCAGCAGAGGUUCACACAACAAAUGAAACCCGCAGUCCCAUCCUGGUGGAGGAGAGUCCUCUGCCAGACGCAGCCACACGAUAUGACGGUUCAGGUCACUGGCCGGAGCAGCUUGGAGAGGGAGAGGGGGGCAGGUGCCGUUUUGGGGACUGUCAGAGGACAUCACGAGUGUUAUGCCUCAAGUGCUGUGUCUUUCUUUGUAUCUCACGUAACCACAACUGCUUUUUGAAUUUCCAUAAUCAGGGAAGUUUGGGAAAAGAGUAGUAUCUGCUACAGAAUUUACCAAUCUCUGAUUGUAACUGUGUUUUUGGUGUAGGGAAACUCACUGCCUUUCACUGUCAUGCUUUUAUAGGGCUGUUGUGAUGCAUUUUAAAAAAAUCUUAAUAUGUCAUUU
Messenger RNA from Maylandia zebra (zebra mbuna), 1604 nucleotides. The record is from RefSeq and is a predicted model, not a curated record. Lineage: Eukaryota; Metazoa; Chordata; Actinopteri; Cichliformes; Cichlidae.